AUGAUUAAUGCCGAGACCGGAAAGAGUUUCUUGAACGACUGGGAUUUUGCUAAGCUUGUCGAAAACCCAGGAGAGGCCACUGCUUCGGAUCGCUCAGGAACAUGGCCCUACAUGUCGGCGACAUUGCUGAUGUUCCCCCUGAAGCCAAAUCAUCUGUUCGAUGAUCUGGAAUCAUUCCUCCACGUACUGCAGAUGCUUGGCAUGCGCUUCCACCUGCAUUCCCACUCCAGCACAAAAAUGGUCACCUCGGGAGGCAGAAGCUCCAAAGUCUACAACGCGGUGGCGAAUGCAAAAAACACACGGUUUGCUACCGUCCUCCGGAGCCUCUGUUUUUUGGCACACAAGUGGGGUCAAAAUUUUGUCGGUGGCCAAGAGAAGUACCUUUACUUGUCACUCGGGGAGCCUCCCGUCCUUUUCAGUGGCCCUUCCCGCCCAUCAGGCGCCCUUCCGACUCUGGUCUCAGAGUGGCACAAGCUGUUCUCACAGCACUACGGUACUCUCGAGAGAAUGACAUGGGAAGCUCUCUGGGGCGAGCUGCACAGAGAGGUGCCAGUGUCUCAGAGUGUUCGAGACUCCGUAGCGAAGUGCACCCUCUCCAAGAUGACACACGAAGAUCUGGACGGUCCAUGGAGAGCCGUGCUUGGCGACGAAGCGUUCCUAGACUCUUCGGAACCAAAGACAGAAGACCAGCUCGAAACUUUGCCCUUGCCCGAUGGUACUCCCUUCAUGAAGGUUUCAACUGGAAGCAAGAAGCGGUCCGUAAUAUCCAUGUCGAGCUCUGGGUAG
Molecule: messenger RNA, 786 nt
Organism: Phanerochaete carnosa HHB-10118-sp
Lineage: Eukaryota; Fungi; Basidiomycota; Agaricomycetes; Polyporales; Phanerochaetaceae
Exons: 2
Coding region: 1-786 (261 amino acids)
Source: RefSeq, a predicted model, not a curated record